Talaromyces proteolyticus is the source of this 463-nucleotide messenger RNA. RefSeq lists its product as uncharacterized. The transcript has a single exon. NCBI's taxonomy places the organism in Eukaryota, Fungi, Ascomycota, Eurotiomycetes, Eurotiales, Trichocomaceae. The record is from RefSeq and is a predicted model, not a curated record. Bases 41 to 463 code for a protein of 140 amino acids.
UCUCAACCCAUUAUUUACGAGCCUCAAAAACACAGCCAAAAUGACCCCUAAGCUAUACAAAGAAGAGGAGGAAUUGAUUUCAAAGGCCCCUAGCGUGUGCCAACGCCAUAAAAACCCAAAUUUCAGCAAAUUAGCGCGUGAAUAUAGGGUGUCGCAUAAAAAGCUAUCCCAUCAGUGGAAUGGCCUACCCUCUCGCUCAACACAUCCACCUACGAACCGUUUAUUAUCUUUAGACCAAGAAAAGGCGUUUUUUCUAUGGCUUAAGGAAUUAAAUAAUAUAGAUGCACCAUCUACAAAUGGGCAAAUUAAGGAAAAUACGAAUUAUUUGCUCGUUAAAGAUUUAACCUUUCCUAGAGAGCCAUCUUGUGCCGGAAAAACAUGGAUAUACAAUAAAUAUAUUCGUGUAACAGGGAUAGACACAGGAAGCACGUUUAUGCUGGGGGUCAAUUGUGACUUAUCAUAA